UCCCCUUGGUCGGACGGAUCAAACUUUGUCAUUGGAAAGCUAAACAGAAAUCUGCAAACAUUCUUUUGAGAUUCCUCACGACAUCUUUCAUUGCCAGUCGCAAACAUUGCGUUUGUUGUUUGGUCAGAGCUCGCCACUUAUCCGACGCUCGCUCAUUCCCGCCAGCCUGUAAUUUCGCUAGUAGCUCCCGUCUACGCAAACAAGAGAUCGGAUUGAACGCAUGAUAACGUCUAUCUAGCCUCCUCCCACACGUCACGCCGCUGAGAGGUGACUUAGCGGCAUCAUCAAACACGCUUAGUGCAUAAAGCCAAUGGGGGACGUGGUGGCUGAGCAGCCUCAGAGCCUCACGACUCCAGCCGAGGAGGUCAUACCGGGCUGUCCUAAGGGUCUGGAGCACUUGGCCGUGGCGGAGAAGGUGAUCAUCAAACAGGAGCUGGAAAUGCUGGAGGCGCUGACCGGCUACGAGACCGCUAACCGGUACGUCAUUACCAACGAACAGGGGCAGCAGAUCUACUGCGCUGCCGAACAGAGCGAUUGUCUCGCGCGUGUCUGCUGCCGCCAGAACCGCGCCUUCGACAUGCGCAUCGUGGACAACUCUGGCGUGGAGGUGUUCCACUUGCUGCGGCCGUUCCGCUGCGGCGGCUGCUGCUGCUCGCCCUGCUGCCUGCAGCGGUUAGAGGUGUCGCGCGGCGGCCAGCUGCUCGGCCUGGUGACACAAGACGGCCGGCUCUGCUCCACCAGCUUCAGUGUUCGCUCGGCGACCGGCGACACCCAGCUGAAGAUCACCCGCGCCUGCUGCACCUGCCGCUGCUGCGGCGAGCGCAAGUUCAAGAUCAAGUCGGCCGACGGGAAGCACGACGUGGGGACGCUGGGCAAGUGGUGGGGCGGCUUGGUGCGAGAGAUGUUCACGGACAGCGACAAGUUCUGCGUGCAGUUCCCCCGAGACAUGGACGUCACGGUCAAGGCGACAGUUGUUGGGGCGGUCUUCCUUAUCGACUUCAUGGCGUUCGAGGACAAUAAUGCGUAG
This is a messenger RNA of Pollicipes pollicipes, 1027 nucleotides long. RefSeq names its product phospholipid scramblase 1-like. The transcript has a single exon. The coding region runs from base 311 to 1027 and encodes 238 amino acids. The record is from RefSeq and is a predicted model, not a curated record. NCBI's taxonomy places the organism in Eukaryota, Metazoa, Arthropoda, Thecostraca, Pollicipedomorpha, Pollicipedidae. Gene Ontology annotation, molecular function: phospholipid scramblase activity. Gene Ontology annotation, cellular component: plasma membrane. Gene Ontology annotation, biological process: plasma membrane phospholipid scrambling.